Arachis ipaensis is the source of this 549-nucleotide messenger RNA. Its product is annotated as DNA damage-inducible protein 1-like. Gene Ontology annotation, molecular function: aspartic-type endopeptidase activity. Gene Ontology annotation, biological process: proteolysis. The record is from RefSeq and is a predicted model, not a curated record. Lineage: Eukaryota; Viridiplantae; Streptophyta; Magnoliopsida; Fabales; Fabaceae.
AUGAAGGAAGAUGAGAUGGUGAUACUGGUCAAGGAAUGCAGCGCCUUGAUUAAGCUGCCUCCAAAGAUGCCAGAUCCUGGAAGCUUCCUUAUUCCCUGCACUAUAGGGACCAUCACUUUUGAGAAGGCACUGUGCGACCUUAGCUCAAGCAUCAACAUCAUGCCUCUCUCUGUGAUGAAGAAGCUAGGGAUCCAGGAAGCACUACCUACUAAAAUCUCAUUAGAGAUGGCAGAUAUGUCCCUGAAACGGGCAGAUGGCAUGGUGAAAAAUGUUCUUGUAAAGGUGGAAGACCUUUACCUCCCAGCGAACUUUGUGAUACUAGACACUGGGGAGGACAGAGACGACUCCAUCAUCCUUGGAAGGCCUUUUCUAGCUACUGCAAAUGCCUUAAUCGAUGUGAAAAAGGGAGAUCUAGUCCUGAGAUUGUGGGAGGAUCAUAUUUUUUUUAAGAUCCCAAAUCCUCACUCUCCCUCAGAUAAAAGAGGUACUACUGUGCAACACUUGGUGUUCCGACCUUCUCUCAGUAGAGAGCAUUACAGAACCCCCUGA